AUGAACGAACUUUUGUUGAAUUCGACAGUCGAUUACGAGUAUGAAGUGAAUCAAGAGCCUCCCUACAGCAAUGUGCUGGUCUUCGGGAUGGCUUUCGGGUACAUUUUAUAUGCAGUUGCCAUUUUGUUUGGUAUUCCGUGCAAUGUGUUUGUGCUCUACCGAAUGACCAAAUUGGCGAUGAAGUCACAAGAAGUUUACACGUGAGUUUUUUGAUGACAUUUUUAUCAAAAAGAAAAAUUUUUGGUCAAAAUGCCAUUUUUAACCAUAACUUUUUCGCUUUCAGAAACGGAACGGGUAUUUGCCUCCUUGCCAUGUCCAUUGCCGACCUCGUAUCUCUAUGUUCAAUAUGCGUGCAUUAUGUCCUCAGCUUUGAUAUAAAUAUUGGUCCGUUCCCGCGAACCGUUGUAUGUAAAAUCGCCAUAUUCAGUACACAUGUCAGCACCUCUAUCAGCAUAUGGAGUUGGCUGUUAAUGUCAACGCUACGCUAUCUCUCAGUCUACCAUCCAUUAUUUCACUACCGAUUAUGGAGAUUGCCGGUUAGAGUGUUGUUGGUAAUACUCUGCGGCGCAAGUCUUACCAACUUCGCGUUGUUGUUCAUGGUGGUAUAUAAGCCUGAGGUAAAAUUGAUUUUUGACAUAUCUCAUGCCCGAAUUUUAUACCCAUGACCCUUACGGAAAAUUCCUUUUAGGAAGGAUGCACGUUAUCAGCCCUUUUUCCAUCCAUGCCUAAUUUGAACCGAGUCUUUCUCUGCCUCGAGAUAAUCUGGUCGUUUUGCAUACCAACAGCAAUUAUCUUGUUCGUUGACUCGUCGGUUUACAUGUGUCGACGCCGCUACGCGGUAUUGUCGCAAUAUGCACAGCGAAGUUCGCAUGGACUGAAAAAAGUAAAUUUUUUGAACUUUGUUAAAUUACACUCCGAAGAAACCCAAAUUGCCAUUUCUUUCAGCCGAAGAGCUCAAUGUGGCGUUGGCUCAUAAUUGCACUAAUUGAUGUGGUCCUGAAUACCCCAGAGAACAUAUUUCGAUUAUCGGUCAUUUUGGGGCUGGUAGAUCAGGCAUCGAUGGGCGAGAUGUACAUGUUGGGAAGGACGUUUUCACAGGUGAGAAUCAAACAACAUAAACAUCAUAAAUAUACACUACAAAAACCCAAAUAAACAAAACACAUAUUCUUUUAGGUACUAUAUUACUUCCAAUUCGGCUUUAACGGUGUAUACUUGGCCUUAUUUAUCUACGACAAAUCGACAAAGGUUAUUUCGAGUGCACGUGGUUCUGACAAGACCGGCAAAAACGCCGGCUCAACGCGGAAAUGCGUCGUAUCCUUUGACAAUGCAAUUACAAAGCAUUAA
Molecule: messenger RNA, 1344 nt
Organism: Bursaphelenchus xylophilus (pine wood nematode)
Lineage: Eukaryota; Metazoa; Nematoda; Chromadorea; Rhabditida; Aphelenchoididae
Source: the annotation of a GenBank genome assembly